Messenger RNA from Porites evermanni, 2657 nucleotides. The record is from the annotation of a GenBank genome assembly. Lineage: Eukaryota; Metazoa; Cnidaria; Anthozoa; Scleractinia; Poritidae.
AUGGAACCUGACGAAAAGCUGUGGAAAUUAAAUUAUGUCGCCUAUUCAGUUUCCGUUGCUUGGCGACAUGUGAACGAUAAAUAUCUAAGAACCCCUUGGGGGCGAAAGCAAAGGCCAAGGUAUGUGAAAUGUGAAAAGGAAAAUUUUGCAGUGAGACAGCAUUUAUCAGAAGCUUCGGGCGAACACGAGGCUCUACAAAAGCAACCAAAGAUGAAGAAAAGACGCAUGAAAAGGCGGAAACAAAUCAGCGCGAAAUGUAAGACUUUUUUUGCUAAAGACCUAACAGAAUUUAUUGAAAAACUCAAACAGCAUUUCCCAAACUCAUUAAAUAUUCAUGAUGUUGUCGCCCAACCAAAACGCCUCAUUCUGGUCAGGUGGAUGAAUUGAGAAACCGAAUGAAAAACGAGUUGAAAACGAUGUGUUUGGAAACGAUUUCAAACCAGUGUGGUGUGUAAAAUGUUUCUUAAUUGCAUAUUCGUAUAGGUAAUAGCAUGAUUUGUAGUGAUAUUUGGCAUAAAUACCACGAGUGAUAUUUCAAAAUUGUUAUACGUAAUUUCACGAGCCGUUAGGCGAGUGAAAUUUGAAACAAUUUUGAAAUAUCACUAGUGGUAUUUAUGCCAAAUAUCAAGUACAAAUCAUGCUAUUAUUUGUUUAUACUACUACCCGGGAAAGGUUUGCAAUUUUCACAUGUAGGUAUUUCAAAUUAAGGUGAAAUACCACUGCUCUAAGCCAAUCAAAUUGCAGAAAUUUCUCAUGUAGUAGUAUAAAUGAAGAAAGACCAACUCAUGGAGAUGAAAACCUUCAUUCAAUCAAUGAGUUGUGACACACUUUAGAGCAACCUUUAAAUUUACUGCUAACAUUCAAUGUAACAGUAUCAGAGCAUCAAAAUAAAUAAUGGCAAGUGUCACAUAAAAAAAAACACUACUUUUGUCCGAAGCAUCGAGAGGAUUAAAAACUUUCUACCUCGAUGAAACGACGUAUUUUUCCACACACAAUCUGGUGUAACGUUUUGGCUGGAUAUCUUUCCUUUAACGGUUUGGCAACUUCUUGGAUGAACUUUGUCAGCAAUUAAUUAAGGCUUAAAGUAUCCAUUUGAACUAACGAAACUAGCUUCCAAGGACUUAACUUUUUGCAGAUCAUAAUGUUUAAAGAGAUCGCCCGGUUCAAACGUUGCAACUUUAGGAAAUCGAGCUUUUCGCCAAUCAUCAAAAAUUCCAGCGGCCCAUUUGUUUUUUAUAUCGGGUGGACUUAGGUAUAGCACUGCAUGGCCACACACGUUUCUUGUUCUCCUUCGCAAGUUUCGAGACGUCUAAGUCUGUAAUCUGCCAUCUGUAUUGCGAAGCAACAUGUUUGCUUGGAAGUCACAAAUUAAACAGCAAAGUAACAACGUGGCAUUCAGUGCAAAUGAAAUAAGAUUACACACCAGCAAGCACUAACUAAGUUCACCUUCCAUCCAUGUCUCAAAUAAAAUGUGGUUGAAAUCAAAAAACUUCUUAAAAUAGUAAUUUCUACUUAUUUUCUUUGUUGGAAAAUUAAUUUCAAACCCUCGAAAACAAUAUAACUAUGUGAAAUGUUUUCUCGCGUUUGGAAACCUAAUGAAACCCCCGCACUCGUUUUUGAAAUAGUACUUGAAAAGUCGGUCUCGAAGGAAUAAAUAACUAAAAGCUCGGCGACUUCAGCAGAAUGGGACAACGCCUACCAAAAUGACCCGGGAUCUGUGUACAAGCUCGAUUACCAAAAGCUUGACAAAAUCAAGACACCCCGCAUUUGUCACAGGAUGAACAGUCAAUUGAACAGCAGAAAGAGCAGACAUACUAUGAAAAUGUUGAUGAGGUUGAUUCGUAUUGGAGAGGAUUAUGGGAAACUGAAGCUAACGAGAAUCUUUAUGCAGAUUGGUUUAAAGAGGUCGAGGACGGUAUGGGUCAGACAGGAGGAGGAGGUCACACGAAAAGUUGACAAGGUCGACAAGGUCAUAAGAGCAAUUGACAUUGUCUAUUACUGACAGAACCAAUCCAGUUUAAGCGAGGGAUAUGCCAAGGACACACCCUCUUCCCAUUACUCCUUUAUAAUGUCGUGGAAAUUGAUAACAAUGUACAAGAGUACAAGUUGUCUAAGCCAGUAGACAUUAGCAUAUCUGACGCCUUUUUUAUUCACCACCUUAAGCUCUAUUCUAGCUCAGAGGGAAUGCAAGGGAUCAAGGUAGCGUUGACGCACCUGACGAUGGAUGGUAUGGACAUAUCGAUGGCAGCCAAGAAAACCAACGACCUGCGACGCAGGUUUGCGACCGUCAGAGGACGUGAUGAUUGAAGACCUAGGCGACAGUAGACAGGACAGCUGAAAAAGAAGAUAUCCGACGCGUCAGUGUAAUGUUAGACACGACACUGCCAUACCAGAACAAAGUAAACGCCAUCAACAUAUUUGUUUUGCCGGAACUCACGUUCUUUAUGCCAGUGCUUUACUUCUCUCACAAAGAUCUUAGUGAGGUUGAUUUUAAAAUCAAACGUCUCUUAACUGAGAGGGAAGUGAGACAUCCUCAACGCCUUAACACCUUGCUCUACGCAUCCCGUUCAGGUGGUGGCAGCGGGCUCCAGGAAAUGGCAAACAUCGAUCUACAAAGAAACCAGGAACAAGUCAGCUUUAAGAUUCACCACAUCUAA